AUGUCUUCGGCUGCCCUGCAGCCUGUUACCCACCAGUCAGCACCGUUGCCUGGCCUCAACGCGUCGUCGCAGUCUCUUGAUCCUCGCCAGUACACGCCUGCUCAGUCCCCAGGACGUGACGGUCAUUACUGGAACAGGGACAACACUAAUGCAUCACCUGCCACGAGCCGACACGCCACCAGAAGACCUAGUGGCAGCAACGCCGAACCGAUCCAAACAUCCCCGAUGGCUUCCCGCACUGCGGUCGCAGCCCCUGUCGGGAUGACGGCCUCUUCCGACCAUGAAAAGUCGAGCCGACGCCGACACGAACCACCGAUCGCGCCUCCUCGGACGUCCUCUACACAACAAGGCAGCACGACGGGUAACUCUCGCAGGGCCGCUCGUGCCGAGGAGCGUGAACGAGAGCGUGUUGCCCAGUCACCGCGCCAUACCCCUGGGGACUCUUCGAGAAAUGGGACUAAUGGAACAGAGUCGGCUUCACGGAUGGGUGGUGAUGAAACCACCCCCCGGAGCAGACGCGCGGUUUCCCAACAUGCCCCCGAGCCCCAAUGGCAGACGAGCCAUAAAGACCACAGACAGACGAUGACGACCACCAUGCCUAUCCGGACAAAUCCCGGCACCUCGACGUCGUCAUCCUCGAAACAGCCGUCGAGGGAGGCCAGUGAAGUCCUGAACCGAAUGAUUGUCUCUCAGCCAGAAGUCGACAUUGAGCGCGAACGUGAGAGGCUGGACGAGGCCAUCCCUCAUCCUGUUGGCAGUAAACAUGAUCCCCGGGAUACAGAUGUAGACGACGCGAUACCGCCACCGAUAGCUCGACAGGAGGACGACGGGCGACGAGGGCAUAAAAGCCGGCAGGAUCAUUCCAAGAGAGAAAAGGCCACGAAGUUUGGCGAUUAUUAUCUUGGCAACACCAUUGGAGAGGGCGAGUUUGGUAAAGUCAAGCUUGGUUGGAAGCAAGAUGGCGGCGUACAAGUGGCUAUCAAGCUGAUACGCCGAGACACGGUCGGGAACAACCCUUCUCGCCUUGCCAAGAUUUACCGCGAGAUUGCGAUUCUUCGCGACAUUUCACACCCGAACAUCGUCAGGCUGCACGAGAUGUCUGAGACGGAGCGCCAUAUUGGCAUUGUUCUCGAGUAUGCAUCGGGCGGCGAGCUUUUCGACUACAUUCUCAACCACCGGUACCUCAAAGACAACCCGGCUCGACGGCUGUUCGCGCAACUCGUUUCGGGUGUUGGUUAUCUGCACAAAAAGGGAAUUGUUCAUCGGGAUCUGAAGCUCGAGAACCUGCUGCUUGACCGCAAUCGGAACAUCAUCAUUACCGAUUUCGGAUUCGCAAACACGUUUGAUCCAAACGACGAGCUCACCGAGGACGAGGAACUGCAACUGGGUGAUCGGGAUUUUGUUAAAAGAUCUGGCCUGGACCGCACCAAGGCCAAUGGCAUGCGCCGAGGCGAUCUCAUGCAGACCAGCUGCGGAAGUCCAUGCUAUGCUGCACCCGAACUCGUUGUUAGUGACUCGUUGUACACGGGCCGCAAGGUGGACGUCUGGAGUUGUGGUGUGAUCCUGUAUGCGAUGCUUGCUGGCUAUCUGCCUUUCGAUGAUGACCCUGCCAACCCAGAAGGUGACAAUAUCAACUUGCUCUACAAGUACAUUGUCAACACGCCACUUACUUUCCCCGAAUACGUUACCCCCCACGCAAGGGACCUUCUUCGUCGCAUACUGGUCCCACAGCCGAGGAAGCGCGCGGAUCUCUUCGAGGUUGCACGCCACAGCUGGCUUAGCGAAUAUGCUCACGUCGUUGAGUUUAUCACAAGCGCGACCACCACUACCAACGAGAUACAGAAUACGACUGUGCCCGCUGAGGACGGAACAUCGGGGCUCGGCAGGAGCGCCUCGGUCCGCGAUGCACCGAAAACCAAGCCGGCGCCCACAAACCCCGGUGAUCUGGGGCGGAAGCAAGCAAAGAUCGAGGGUGAGGAGAGCGGACCAAGCAAGACAUCUAGGGACAAUAAACGACGCACUGUUCAGGUCGAAUAUGUCGCUCCCAGCACCUCGACACAACGAGGCAGUGAUGCUUCGCCAGUUCAGUCAUCUCCCCAAGCGAAUCAGCGGCCCGGUUCGUCCAGCCAUGGCCCGAAAUAUGCGUCCCCGGAGGACAAGCCGUUACCCAGGGAUCCGCCUUUGCCAAAGCAGACAUACGCCUCGUCACCGAGCUACAGGAAACCGCCGACCUCGUACCGAGACCCAACACAAAGUGCACAUAUCGAUCCGUCGGGACGGCCGACAACUGGAGGGUCUUCUCAUUCUGCUGGCCAUCGGGUGCUGGGUGCCUCUGCCAGAAACUCCUAUGCCCAGCCACUCCCGCCCACAUUCGCUGAUACCAAUGCUCAAGGCAGCAUCCAGCAGCCAACGAGCGCCUCUCAGUAUCCCAUGGCCAGCCCGACCUUGCAGGAUCAGGCCGAUUCGGACUUUGGCAGACCCAGCGCUGUUCCUACCAAAUUCGCGCAAGUCUCAGGCUUUGACCAACCACAAAAGCCCUCCUCACACGAAGGCAAGGGUCACAGAAGGUCGAAUACGCUCGGCGAGCUCGGCGACAAGAUCUUUGGGCGUCGAGGCUCACUCUUCGGGGGGCGUAAGAAGCGCCCCGAACAGCAGCAGGCCGAGAAGGCAAGCAGGAAGUAUCCUCCAGUCAGCAUGUCGAAUACAGUCCCUGGCAACCCCCGCGAAUCCCUGGACUCUCGGGCCUCUCGUCGUUCCUUCUCUCUCGGUCUGAACAAAAAGCCGAGUGGAAGCGUGUCUGGCUCACAGACGUCCCAAGAGCGGCCGCAGCAGACUCGUCGAUUCUCUUUGAUCAAGGCAAUGGGCCUAAGCAAAGAACCCCAGACACCGCCCCCGGUGGACUACUCGCAGUCGGAUUUGCCCAUCCAAGAGCCCGCGGGUAAUGACGAGUACAGUCAGUUCCCCGAACCGCCUCAAAGUCAGGGUAACAUGUCAUCGCGCCAUCGCAACGACAGUGACUUUGACGUACGGGAUCAGCGCUUGGGGUCAGCGCCUCAUAUCAGCCAGGCAGCGGACUAUGGGCAGCAACAGCGUAGUGCACCGGGACCACCGAUGACGGCCGUCCCGCCGUAUAUGCAGCAAGAUGCCGUGCUGAACUCCGGCUCAGAGUCGUCCUUCGACCAGUCUCAACGGAGGAGGCAGUAUCAGCCGAACUAUGACUCCGAUCAGUAUGACAGGCCCGGCAGUCGCAACGUACUACAGAAGAACAAGCGCUUUGUCGAUGCUUACAACGAUGACGAUGCUGGAAGGCGCCACGAUCAUUCUGGCAGCAGCGGACCUGCUAAGAAGGUUAUGGACUUUUUCAGGAGGCGACGCCAACAAAAAGAAGUAUAA
Microdochium trichocladiopsis is the source of this 3393-nucleotide messenger RNA. RefSeq lists its product as uncharacterized. The transcript has 3 exons. Gene Ontology annotation, molecular function: tau-protein kinase activity; protein serine/threonine kinase activity; ATP binding. Lineage: Eukaryota; Fungi; Ascomycota; Sordariomycetes; Xylariales; Microdochiaceae. The record is from RefSeq and is a predicted model, not a curated record. The coding region runs from base 1 to 3393 and encodes 1130 amino acids. Gene Ontology annotation, cellular component: cytoplasm. Gene Ontology annotation, biological process: microtubule cytoskeleton organization; intracellular signal transduction; protein phosphorylation.